This is a messenger RNA of Caenorhabditis briggsae, 228 nucleotides long. NCBI's taxonomy places the organism in Eukaryota, Metazoa, Nematoda, Chromadorea, Rhabditida, Rhabditidae. The transcript is spliced from 3 exons. Bases 1 to 228 code for a protein of 75 amino acids. The record is from RefSeq and is a predicted model, not a curated record.
AUGAGAUAUCAGGAGCAGUGCUUUGGUGAUGGGUUCAAGGAACCCUAUUGCCUUCUCUUCCGCGAUGGAAUCGCUGCCUUACCCCUUCUGGCUUUCUGGUUGCUCAUUCCAGUCUACACAAGAAUCGUGAGGAAUAAUGAGCCGGAAUUGAGAGCUCCCAAGUAUUUUUGGGCUCAUUUGCUUAGAACUUACUCAAUUUUCAGAUUUUUGGAAUUUAAAAAAAUCUGA